AUGAUCAGAAUUUCUAUUCUUAUUCUCCUGGCCGCUAUCACUGUUUCUUCCUAUGAGGUAACUUUCGAUCGACAUUUUGCAACGGAAGAGCUAAACAAAGCUGCGCCAUACUAUGACCUGUCCUCUUGGGGUUAUUUGGGUGGCCAGCUUCCCAAGGUCUACCAUGUUUCAAACAGCAAUUAUACAUACAUCCCAGAGCUCGCCUUUCAGGAAUUCAAUGGCAUCAUUGCUGGCAAGCAAAAUGCAUCUCAUGACCUUUUCACCGGUCCGGAAACUCCCGGCGUGGAGAGAAGAUAUAACACCAAUCAACUUGCCUUCAGCCUGAUAGGCGACAGUGGCCGAGAUGGCUAUCUCAUUAAUACCGACGGGGCAUGCUGA
Messenger RNA from Penicillium atrosanguineum, 378 nucleotides. RefSeq lists its product as uncharacterized. Bases 1 to 378 code for a protein of 125 amino acids. The transcript has a single exon. NCBI's taxonomy places the organism in Eukaryota, Fungi, Ascomycota, Eurotiomycetes, Eurotiales, Aspergillaceae. The record is from RefSeq and is a predicted model, not a curated record.